AUGUCCUAAAACUAAAUCAAAUUAAAUCCGGGGGAAAAACGGUCAACCAAACGGGCAGGCUCGAACCCGCGCCGGUAAACGAAGACUAUGAGGCUGCUCUCUCAGACAUUUCGUAGCCAAAAACUCCCAAUUUCAAGCCCAGAAGUUUCGAAAUCUUCUUCUUCAUCAACUAAGGUUCCAACAUUGACCAUCAAAUCAGAGCCGGAGACGAAGAAAUGGUGCGUUUAUCUCAUCAUCUCCUCCAAUCCCCCCAUCAAAACCUAUGUAGGGGUCACCCUCGACUUUGAUCGACGUUUAAAACAACAUAAUGGUGAAAUAAAAGGUGGUGCAAAGGCAACUCGAGCGGGGCGACCCUGGAUUUGUGCGUGCAAAAUUCAUGGUUUUAAAAACCAAAGUCAAGGAAAGAAGGCGGGUCCUUAUGGCCAAUUAGGCAAACUAUGCCAAUGCACUCGUCAGCCGGUGUGGUGGCGAACACAAUGUGUAGGUGGCCUUCUCCUAGACUGAUCAAGAACAUAGAUUCACGGUAGCUCACUGGUUGAAGUAGUCUCAAUGACAGUUGGAGGUUGCUGGGUGAGACCAAGAGAAAGAAAGAACGGGAGGCAAGGGGCAUCAGUAAUGGCCCCACGCGUAGGCGUCUCGACUUGUUGCUAUGAAUAUUCUUCAAGUUCAUAUCUCAAGAGCCUGUUUUGAUCGACUUUUCAAGAGCUUAAAAAUAUGAUUGGUUUCUCUCAAAACACAUCAUUCUAAACAUGUUGUGAAGUUCUAUUUGGACCACCAACCCGAUAAUCAAAUUUGUCUAGAGCUUUUGAACCGAGAAAUGUUGGAUAAAAUCAUUCCCACACCUUUACUGAUGCUGUUU
Messenger RNA from Cucurbita maxima (winter squash), 859 nucleotides. Its product is annotated as structure-specific endonuclease subunit slx1. The transcript is spliced from 3 exons. The coding region runs from base 88 to 504 and encodes 138 amino acids. Lineage: Eukaryota; Viridiplantae; Streptophyta; Magnoliopsida; Cucurbitales; Cucurbitaceae. Gene Ontology annotation, cellular component: Slx1-Slx4 complex. The record is from RefSeq and is a predicted model, not a curated record. Gene Ontology annotation, molecular function: 5'-flap endonuclease activity; crossover junction DNA endonuclease activity. Gene Ontology annotation, biological process: double-strand break repair via homologous recombination.